CGCUGACGCGCUGAAACGUCGUUACUCGUCGCUAUAGGUAGUUGUUUUGAUUGAUUUGAUAUUCGUGAGCGUUGGAGACAAUUUGUUUUAUAUUAGUGAGUCACUAUAAAAAAACUUUUGACUGAAAUCAUCAUCCGCUAAAAUGGGUGAAAGAUACAAUAUUCACAGUCAACUAGAGCAUCUUCAGAGCAAGUAUAUAGGUACUGGUCACGCGGAUACUACGAAAUACGAGUGGUUGACGAACCAACACCGUGAUUCAUGCUGCAGCUAUAUGGGCCAUCCAGACUUGCUUAGCUAUUUUGCGAUUGUUGAAAACGAAUCAAAAGCUCGCGUUAAGUUUAAUUUAAUGGAAAGAAUGCUACAGCCCUGUGGGCCACCUCCAGAAAAGCCAGAAGAUUAGCUCCACUUAUGUUUUGAUGUUUACUUUAAUAUUUAAGUGUAUUUAAGUAAUUUAAAUAAAAGUAUUUUAUAGGAAA
Molecule: messenger RNA, 476 nt
Organism: Plodia interpunctella (Indianmeal moth)
Lineage: Eukaryota; Metazoa; Arthropoda; Insecta; Lepidoptera; Pyralidae
Gene: Sf3b5
Product: Splicing factor 3b subunit 5
Exons: 2
Coding region: 143-400 (85 amino acids)
Biological process (GO): mRNA splicing, via spliceosome
Cellular component (GO): U2 snRNP; precatalytic spliceosome
Source: RefSeq, a predicted model, not a curated record